AUGGCCUCACCCCCCUCUGCGGAGCCGCCGAUCUUGCAGCCCCAAUUCUCGUUGGAGCUCUUCACCUCCAGCAAGGAUCCACCACAGGUUGAUUAUGACCAUGUGACGAAUUCGGAGCUCUUGCAGGCCAUGCACGAGUUGCAUUAUUCCCUGGCAGACAAAGUGGAGAAACUGAGCAAGAGUGUGCACGUGCACAGCAAGACUUCUGACAUUCGCAAACGAGAUUCAUCGGAGUCCGAUCACUCCGCAAGCUCUGAAGCACCAUGGCGCUCUACAUCAGGAAACACCCGCAGAUGCCAGGCCAACCAAAGUGCCGCCAUGCAAGCUUUGCAAAUGGACAUCACAAAACUGGUGCCAGUCUCAGUAGCGGUACACCAAGGGACGAAGCUGAGUGCACAACCCUGGGCAACAGGGAGAGGGCGCGUGAAAGCAAAGGAACAUGAGGACCCCGCUUCGAUGCCGUUGCCUGUGCUGCCGGAGGUUCCUGGUGCUUUGGGAGGGAUGGAGGCAAAGGACACCAACCCAUCAGCCUCGAUGGCUGAAGGCAGCGAGGUGAAAGCCACAGAGAGUGUGAACAAGAAUUUCUCCAGUGGCUCAAAGCCUAGCUGGGGAAGAGAAGGCAAGAACAGACGUUCAAGCAUUGACUUGUCUCUUGCCGUGUCAAGGGCAAAACUCACGGAAGUCUUCAAGGUGCGGGAGAUGCAGCUCACUGCAGAUUUGUCUCCCAGAGACAAAGGCAAAGUCGACUUGGAGGAGUCGAGCAGUCAAGGCGAAGUGGACGAAGCCGGGCUUCAUUUGGUAGCAAGAUCCUUGUGGCUGAAGCUUCAUCCAGUGAACACCUUGUUUGCGCGACACCUCUCCAAGGCUUUGGGUUUACUGCCCUUGUUCCAAGAGGGCACUGAUGGUUGCUGCGGCCGAUGGAAGCAUUGGGCGUCACGCCUCUAUCACUGGUUGCUGAUUUCAUACCUUCUUCAUGGCAUCGUGAUAGGAACCUAUGAGCUGAGCGUUUGA
Durusdinium trenchii is the source of this 1011-nucleotide messenger RNA. NCBI's taxonomy places the organism in Eukaryota, Dinophyceae, Suessiales, Symbiodiniaceae. The record is from the annotation of a GenBank genome assembly.